GGCCGACAUGUCAAGUCGAUCAUGCCCUCGAAGCCCUCAUAAUGCGAAACAAAAGUCUCGCUUUUUCUCUUCAAGUCACUCAUUAUUCAAUUCUAUGAACUUUUGAUUCAAUCCAAACCAGCAAAUAUGAAGAUCACCGCCAACAUCCUCGCCAUCGCCUUGACCCUCGGCCUCGCAACCGCCACCCUCUCCCCCGCCACCUCCAACACCAAAGGCAAAUACCCCAAAUCUCCCUCCUGCAGUCCCGCAAAGACCAGCAAGGCCAUCCAAGCUGCCGAGUGCAGUCACAACACGAGAACCUCAAAGACCCAGACUUUCGCCAUCUUCAAGGUCGACCACCAAUACGACGCCAACCAUGGUGCUCCUUACGGCACUUGCGAGGCUUACACUUGCACUGCACCCACCGACUCGCAGUUGAGCUCUGAUUCUGAUUACUGGACUUUCUUCUGGAAUGACAACGGCGAGAGCAGUGGUGAGGGUGCUGGGUGUAUUAAGGAUCCUCAGACUGGUGUUUGUGGAUGUGAGAACUCUGAUGGUACUUUUGUUUCUGGCUCCAGCAGCUGCAAGUAAGCGUAUUUGAGGAAAGAGAGUUAUUGGGAUUUGAGCUGGAGAACGAAGUCGUUGAAAUCGCGAACUCGAGUAAAGACAAUGUUGAAGUGGCACAAGUCACAGCACACGGAGGUCUAUUGUGCAUAAGUUAUGC
Messenger RNA from Aureobasidium pullulans EXF-150, 703 nucleotides. RefSeq lists its product as uncharacterized. NCBI's taxonomy places the organism in Eukaryota, Fungi, Ascomycota, Dothideomycetes, Dothideales, Saccotheciaceae. The transcript is spliced from 2 exons. The coding region runs from base 127 to 570 and encodes 147 amino acids. The record is from RefSeq and is a predicted model, not a curated record.